CCAUCCAGACAGAGGGGGCAGAUAGAGCCGGGGAUUGUUUGUUACCGUUUUAAUCCUAUUAAUUAAAACGUUAACCUGAUUGGGUAGAAAGCUCUGUCCCAAUAGGCGACUCUUCUUCAUAAUAAUAACCUGCUUUGAGAUAAUGAUGUAAAAGACUCCUCCGUCUGUUGCUGCUACUGUUGCGAAAUCUCGUGAAGGUGAAUCGAAGCAGGAUAAACGACAGAGCAGGGCUCUACAGUGAGAGCUGCCUACACACAUACUUGACAAGUAGAGAUCAGGCAUCAAGAUCAAGCUAUAAAAUAGAAACGUACAAAAGCUUUCAGAUACAUUUACAAAACUGUGGAAGGCGAGCUGAUCCAAAGGGACUAUGGAGAGGAGUAUGAACAUUAACGGAGCAGAAGGGGACAUCUUCCACAAAACUCUAAGCGCCGUCUCAGGCAAAACAAUGGACUCUUUCAGAUCACCCGCCGGUAUCGAUCUGCAGUCCAGGGAUCGCCAAUCACCGAUCAACUGUUUCGAUCAGUCUGACUCCGACCCAAUCCAGCCGGCGGGAUUAGGCGGUGGCAGAGGAAGUGUACUCGGUCUUCCUACUGGAUCUUUGUGUGUCAAGUACGGGGAAAGUGGCAACAGGACUUCAGCAGCUGAAAGCAGCGGUGGGGAGCAAAGCCUAGACGAUGACAGCGACGAUCGGUGUGAUAUGGUACUAAUGAGUGAUCAGAUGACAUCGGUGUCAGGAAGCAAAGCUGAAGGUUCCGGCAAGAAACACAAAGAGCAGAAGGUACUAAGACUGAAUAUUAACGCCAGAGAGAGAAGAAGGAUGCACGACUUGAACGAUGCUUUGGAUGAACUAAGAUCAGUGAUCCCUUACGCUCACAGCCCCUCUGUGCGAAAACUCUCCAAAAUCGCUACUUUGUUACUCGCCAAAAACUACAUCCUCAUGCAGGCACAGGCUUUGGAAGAAAUGCGAAGGCUGGUGGCUUACCUCAACCAAGGCCAGGCUAUCUCUGCAGCCUCCCUGCCAGCCACGACUGCCCUUAACCCGGGCUUGGGUGCCUAUGAACAGCCGGCAGGGUACCCCUUCCCCGCCGGACUGGCAGCCGCGUCCUGCCCAGACAAAUGUGCCAUAUUCAACAACGUCACCUCCAGCCUCUGCAAACAGUGCACUGAUAAGCCUUAAAUGCAACAAAAUGAAAAUAAAAGAAGAGGAAAAAAAACCUUCUACAACACAGAAGCUUCAAGUUUGGACAGAAAACUUACUCUAUGGAUGAAUGAACAACGAAACUCAAAACAGACUUUAUUGAGAACACAACAGAGAGAUCAACUACAAUGAAAAGGGGACUUUAAGAACUAGGAUACCGAAAAAAAACUUUUACAUUAACUUAACAUUUUACAAGAAUGCACUUGAAAUGAGAGAACACACUGUACAUUUAAAAAAUACACGUUCUUUUUGUGUGGCUAUACUUGAUUUUGUAAAUAUAAAUUAUACUCAAAGUUUCUGCCUGGUUGCAAGUGUUAAAUUAUUUUAAACAAACGUAUCCUUGUGCACUUUGUAACUGACCAUUUGCAGUUAUUUGACCCCGAAAGGACUGUUUAUUGUCUUAUUGACCUGACAACAUUAGUGUGAAAACGGAAAAAAAACAACAACAUUAUUUUAUUCAAUUGUAGGCAUUGUAAAUCUCUUUGGUGUCCAGUUAUUAUGGGAUUAUACUGCUUUCAACGCAUCACUAAACUGUCGUUUGUGCUGUUUGCUCUGGAGUAAAGUUUUAAAGCAUAAUUAAUACAUGUUUGGAUGGUUAUGGUUAGUUUGGGGUUAAAUGUUUUGAAAACUGUUUUAAAUACAUGUUUUGCAAGUUUCCAAACGAAGAGUUUCAGUUGACAUCACCAUGUAUACGACUGUAACAUAAAAUACAACGUCUAGUUUUAUUUUUUACGUUUCUGUACAACGUUUUAAGUCGAUUUGUCGGUAAAUAUAUUUUUUCAAACAGAUGCUAUAUUCCCAAAGCUAUGUUUUUAUGUAGAGGUUCGUCUUAUUUCUUUGUAUGCAUGAAUUUCUAUCGGCAACGAGACUUUAGUACUGGAUUAACAUCUUCUUGUAUGAUUUGCAGUUUUAAACUCUUUCAGUCGGCUGGCAGUAGAACCUUUGAUGGAACAAAUUGGUUGUCAGGUCAGGGGUACGUGGCAUAACAUAUAGUAGGUCAGAUUACAACUGCAAAAGCGCCAUUUGUAUGUGUUUAUGUGCUGGAAAGCUUUAUUAAAAUAUUUUGAACAAAA
This is a messenger RNA of Acipenser ruthenus (sterlet), 2271 nucleotides long. Its product is annotated as class E basic helix-loop-helix protein 22-like. Gene Ontology annotation, molecular function: protein dimerization activity. The coding region runs from base 368 to 1177 and encodes 269 amino acids. Lineage: Eukaryota; Metazoa; Chordata; Actinopteri; Acipenseriformes; Acipenseridae. The record is from RefSeq and is a predicted model, not a curated record. The transcript has a single exon.